UGGCUUCCUUGCCACGCGGGAAUGCAGAUCGUGAGGCCCAUGGCGUUGUCCACAGACAUCUGAGAGAUGGUGCUCGAGCGUAGAGAGUUUGGAUAGACGCCUCCUUCGUGAAGUGGAUUGAAAGAGUCCAGAGCCUCUCUGUUGGCCAGAUCCGUCGUCCGCCUCAACUAAGAUGAUGGAAGCUUCGAAUACCGCCUCACUGCAGGCCGACGCAGACCAUUUGGACGACCCCCAGAAGAAAGAGAGACAUUUGCGGCCUCUUGGGCAACAGCCAGCAUUAUUGACGCCGGUACCCUCCCGCCCAAGUCAAGACAGGCUCUCUCUGCACCACACGCGGUCCCAUACGUCUCAUGUUGACGGCCACGGAUACUUCAAUGAAGAUCAGGAUGGUGAGCAACAGGUGGCCAUUGAAAGCUCCGCAGAAAAGGCGUUCGAGGUCGGAUGGGACGGUCCAGAUGAUCCAAUGAAUCCCAAGAAUAUGGGUACAGUCAGGAAGUGGAUGAUUGUGAUGAUCAACGCAUUCGGAGCAUUGUGCGUGACAUGCACGUCAUCACUAUAUACUAUUACCUACGACCAGAUGAACGCCGAGUUUGGCAAUUCCCGUCUCGUCGCUACGUUGGGACUCACGCUGUUUGUCUUUGGGCUGGGUCUUUCGCCCAUGAUUCUGGGUCCAUUGUCCGAGUUCUAUGGCCGUCGACCCAUCUAUAUAUAUGCCUAUGUCUUCUUCACCAUCUGGCUAAUUCCGUGCGCCCUCGCAAAGAACAUCCAAACCAUGCUGGUUUUCCGUUUUCUGGACGGCUUCUCGGGGAGUGCCUUUCUGUCCGUUGCGGGAGGCACGGUCGGCGACAUGUUCAGCCGCGAGCAACUUCAGGCCCCGAUGAUGAUUUAUACUGCAAGCCCGAUGAUCGGCCCUGGCUUAGGGCCUAUAAUUGGUGGCUUUAUCAACUACAAUACCUCUUGGCGAUGGUCUUACUAUGUCCUCCUGAUCUGGGCGGGCGUGAUGCUCGUCAUCAUCACGAUCUUCGUGCCGGAGACCUACAUGCCGGUGUUGCUGCGGAAGAAAGCACGAAUGAAGCGAAAAGAGACGGGUGAUGACCGAUGGAAGGCUCCGAUCGAGAUGUAUGAGAAGUCGCUCUUCUGGACCGUGGUAAGAUCGCUGUAUCGACCUUUCUUACUGCUGUUCAUGGAGCCAAUGUGCUCCAAUCUUUGCUUAUUGUCGUCCAUUCUGCUGGGCAUACUCUACCUGUUCUUCGGCGCCUUUAAUCUGGUCUUCAGCAAGGUGUAUGGUUUCAACACGUGGCAGGUUGGUCUCUCAUUCUUGGGUCUCCUCAUUGGUAUGCUGCUCGCUAUUGCUUCUGAUCCGAUCUGGCAGUGGAACUAUCUACGCUUACUCCGAAACACGGAGAGGCGGACUGGCGAGCGUACGUCGGAGCCAGAGUUUCGACUACCGCCAUCUAUCUUUGGUCCAUGGAUAUGCACAGUAGGACUCUUCUGGUUCGGCUGGUCAUGCUAUUCUCAUAUCCACUGGAUUGUCCCGAUUAUUGCCACCGGCUUUUUCGGAUUCGGCACCGUUUUGAGCUUUUCCGGGAUCUUCACGUUUCUGGUUGAGGCGUAUCCGCUGUACGCAGCAAGUGCAUUGUCGGCCAACUCGUUUGCACGGAGCUCAUUUGCAGGUGCUUUCCCUUUAUUCGGGAUUCAAAUGUACAAUCACUUAAACUUCCACUGGGCUUCGACACUUCUGGGCUUUCUUUGCUUGGCUUUGGCACCAUUUCCGUAUUUAUUCUUCAUCUACGGCAAAAGAUUACGGCAGAAAAGCAGAUUUACCAACCUUUCGGCAUCAUAACAGGAGUACCAGAGGAGCUCCACUGUCCACCAAAUACUUGGCAGAUACGGAGCUACAUGGGCUGUCGAUCAGUGCUUCAUAAACUUACAUGUACCGACAAUAUUCAGAUCGCGGCCGACCUUCCAAGACCAGCUCGCAUUAAUACGAACAGAGUGCAUCAUGCUGAUAGGUACGGUGCAGCUGAGGCGAGGAAUCAAUCUCCCGUUCCAGUUGCUGUUUUGCUUUGCUAUGCGGGAGAUUUUUCAGGAGGGUUGUCCUUGUCUCCUGUCGGAAGUCGAAACCAUGGCAUCAUGUCGUAUGCAGCUGUGAUAGCAACGAGAGAUUGUUUGGGUGCAUGACAGUCGCUUGUUUGAUGUUGUGCAGAAUCGACUGGGAUGGCGUGGCAUAAGGCUCUGCGGUCAAGACUGGAACGUGGCAAGAUCUGGAUUGGCAAUGCAGAUAGGAGAAUUGUUUGGAGGAGCUGGUGCAAGGGGCAGUGUAGCGCGCACACACACACACACACAUGCAUGCAUGCAUGCAGUGCCUGCUUCAGGAAACUUACAUAGGCCAGGAGGUAUCAGGUCCCAGGACACGUGCGACUGAUUUUGUCGGUGUAGAAACCGGGAGCUGUGCUACAGUGUCCUCGGUUGCGUUGUCCGACGGUGUUCAUAUUCUGGGUCAUGGACAGAUACUUACGCUGAGCAUGACCAGCAAUAUAC
This is a messenger RNA of Exophiala xenobiotica, 2541 nucleotides long. RefSeq lists its product as uncharacterized. The transcript has 2 exons. The coding region runs from base 173 to 1843 and encodes 556 amino acids. The record is from RefSeq and is a predicted model, not a curated record. Lineage: Eukaryota; Fungi; Ascomycota; Eurotiomycetes; Chaetothyriales; Herpotrichiellaceae. Gene Ontology annotation, biological process: transmembrane transport. Gene Ontology annotation, cellular component: membrane. Gene Ontology annotation, molecular function: transmembrane transporter activity.